GGGCAGCCACCACCACCCAGAGCUCACCAGCCAUGAAUGCCCACCCCAAGGAGAUGGUGCCCCUCAUGGGCAGAAGAGCUGCCGUCCCCAGUGGGAACCCUGCCAUCCUGCAGGAGAAGAGGUCAGCAGAGAUCACCCCCACCAAGAAGAGUAUCACAGCACUUAAAUCCCAGCGAGACUCCGAGCUUCUCCAGGAGAAGGAUCAGAACUACAUCCUGUGCACCGCCGUGUCCCCAGCGCCUGGCACCAGAGAGCGGAGCCGGCCGGCAGCUAGUACUCCGCUGUGGUUCGGGCAGACGGCACUGAACAUCGCCAUCGAGCGGCGGCAGGGAGACGUCACCGCCCUGCUCAUCGCUGCCGGUGCGGACGUCAACGCCCAUGCCAGGGGCUUCUUCUUCAACCCCAAGUACCUGCACGAAGGCUUCUACUUCGGCGAGACACCACUGGCCCUGGCGGCAUGUACCAACCAGCCUGAGAUUGUGCAGCUGCUGAUGGAGAAUGAGCAGACAGAUAUCACCUCGCAGGACUCACGGGGAAACAACAUCCUACACGCGCUGGUGACGGUGGCUGAGGACUUCAAGACACAGAAUGACUUUGUGAAGCGCAUGUACGACAUGAUCCUGCUGAGGAGCGGAACCUGGGAGCUGGAGACCAUGCACAACAACGACGGUCUCACGCCGCUGCAGCUGGCCGCCAAGAUGGGCAAGGCCGAGAUCUUGAAGUAUAUCCUCAGUCGUGAGAUCAAGGAGAAGCCCCUCCGGAGCCUGUCCAGGAAGUUCACCGAUUGGGCAUACGGUCCUGUGUCGUCAUCACUCUACGACCUCACCGACGUGGACACUAUGACAGACAACUCGGUGCUGGAAAUCAUUGUCUACAACACCAACAUUGAUAACCGGCAUGAGAUGCUGACCCUGGAGCCCCUGCACACACUGCUGCAUAUGAAGUGGAAGAAGUUUGCCAAGUACAUGUUCUUCUUGUCCUUCUGCUUUUAUUUCUUCUACAACAUCAUCCUGACUCUGGUCUCCUACUACCGCCCCCGGGAAGAGGAGGCCCUCCCACACCCGUUGGCCUUGACGCACAAGAUGGGGUGGCUGCAACUGUUAGGAAGGAUGUUCGUGCUCAUCUGGGCCCUGUGCAUCUCUGUGAAGGAGGGCAUCGCGAUCUUCCUGCUGAGACCCUCGGAUCUGCAGUCCAUUCUCUCUGAUGCCUGGUUUCACUUUGUCUUUUUUGUCCAAGCUGUGCUUGUGAUACUGUCUGUCUUCUUGUACUUGUUUGCCUACAAAGAGUACCUCGCCUGCCUUGUGCUGGCCAUGGCCCUGGGCUGGGCAAACAUGCUCUACUACACGCGGGGAUUCCAGUCCAUGGGCAUGUACAGCGUCAUGAUCCAGAAGGUCAUUUUGCAUGAUGUCCUGAAGUUCUUGUUUGUAUAUAUCGUGUUCCUACUUGGAUUUGGAGUAGCCCUGGCCUCGUUGAUCGAGAAGUGUCCCAGUGACAACAAGGACUGCAGCUCCUAUGGCAGCUUCAGUGAGGCGGUGCUGGAGCUCUUUAAGCUCACCAUCGGCCUGGGCGACCUGAACAUACAGCAGAACUCCAAGUACCCCAUCCUCUUUCUGUUCCUGCUCAUCACCUACGUCAUCCUCACCUUCGUCCUCCUGCUCAACAUGCUCAUUGCCCUGAUGGGAGAAACCGUGGAGAAUGUCUCCAAGGAGAGUGAGCACAUCUGGCGUCUACAGAGAGCCAGGACGAUUUUGGAGUUUGAGAAGAUGUUACCAGAAUGGCUGAGGAGCAGAUUCCGGAUGGGAGAGCUGUGUAAAGUAGCAGAGGAAGACUUCCGGCUGUGUUUGCGGUAACAAAGGGAGAGGGGCCCCUUGGUGGUGGUUUUGGGGGGCGAAAGAGAGAUGAGUCAGUGACUGUCAGAGAAACGGUGCUGCCGCUU
Leptonychotes weddellii (Weddell seal) is the source of this 1936-nucleotide messenger RNA. The record is from RefSeq and is a predicted model, not a curated record. NCBI's taxonomy places the organism in Eukaryota, Metazoa, Chordata, Mammalia, Carnivora, Phocidae.